GAACCCUGUUGGUUCUGCAGGUCAAAGAGAAGGAGAGAAGGAGUGCAAGUAUUAUAUAUGCUGAUUCGGAUCAUCAUAAGUAUGUCCUCACAAGAAUUAAGCUUUCAACAUUCUCAGCUUCUGCUUAAGUGCUUUUUCAAGAGAAUUUCUGCCAUUCAGGAAUAAUGCUUCUUGUGGCUUCUGUUAGGUGAGACUUGUGAAUAUUUAACAAUGGUUGAAAUUUCUUCAAACUCAACAGACAUUCUGACACUGCAAGGCUUUGACCUACCUCCUCAAGGGGUGUAUGCUGCAUUUAUUUUCGCCAUGCUGAGCUACCUUUUAAUUAUCUUCAGUAAUGUUUUCCUGAUGGCCACCAUUAUCAUGAAUAAGAGCCUCCACCAGCCUAUGUACUUCUUGCUCUUUAACCUGCCCAUCAAUGACCUCAUUGGCUCCUCAACCUUCUUCCUGCAACUCAUCAAAGAGAUCCUGCUGGACUCCAGGUACAUCGAGGCCUCCAACUGCAUCGCUCAGGCGUUCUUCGUCCACGUUUAUUGGGUUACUGCUGCUUUAAUCCUCUCUGCCAUGGCUUACGACAGGUACAUCGCCAUAUGCAACCCACUGAAGUACAGCACCAUAAUGACCAACAGCCACAUCGCGAAAAUAAUCGCAUCGGUGUGGCUCGUGGCCCUGCUCUUGAUUGGCGUGCUGUUCUUCUUACUACUACGGCUGCCUCGGUGCAGAUCUUUAAUAUCGCAAACUUACUGUGACAAUCCCUCUCUGCUUGCACUAGUUUGUGCAGACACCACCAUCAACAACAUUUACGGACUGUUCAUCACAGCCGGCUUGCAAGUGUUCGCCGUGGCAGAUCAACAGGAGUCUUUUAGCCCUAUCAGCAUACAUGUCUCCAGUGCAUAACCAGAAAAGUAGCUGCCCUGAAGACCUGAAUGGUCUUCAUAUUUGGGGAAUUUCAUUUUAAAUCAUAAUAAAAACCAGCACACAAGGUAACCAUCCCCACAACAGAAUUCCUCA
Molecule: messenger RNA, 1008 nt
Organism: Anguilla anguilla (European eel)
Lineage: Eukaryota; Metazoa; Chordata; Actinopteri; Anguilliformes; Anguillidae
Product: olfactory receptor 1509-like
Exons: 2
Coding region: 211-894 (227 amino acids)
Biological process (GO): G protein-coupled receptor signaling pathway
Cellular component (GO): membrane
Molecular function (GO): olfactory receptor activity; G protein-coupled receptor activity
Source: RefSeq, a predicted model, not a curated record